This is a messenger RNA of Osmerus eperlanus (European smelt), 5535 nucleotides long. RefSeq lists its product as uncharacterized. The transcript has 22 exons. Gene Ontology annotation, cellular component: BRCA1-A complex; BRCA1-BARD1 complex; plasma membrane. Gene Ontology annotation, biological process: dosage compensation by inactivation of X chromosome; negative regulation of fatty acid biosynthetic process; chordate embryonic development. Bases 204 to 4841 code for a protein of 1545 amino acids. Lineage: Eukaryota; Metazoa; Chordata; Actinopteri; Osmeriformes; Osmeridae. The record is from RefSeq and is a predicted model, not a curated record. Gene Ontology annotation, molecular function: ubiquitin-protein transferase activity; metal ion binding.
AGACCGUAUUUCUGUUUACGACGGAUGUGACGACGGAUGUGACGAUCAUGAGAAAGUUGCCUUGUGAUAGUCACGUGACAAAAUAGUUGCGGGAAAACCAAAACACUACGAAACAGGAAGAUCUACUGGUAGGAAAUGUAACAGCAACGAUCCCGACUUAUCUUGAAGUUCAGUCAGCUGUACGUCCUAUUCAAGUGAAUACAAUGAAAACUCCUAAAGUUGAAGACGUCAAACGAGGUAUAUCUGUCCUUUGGGAGACUCUGCGGUGUCCAAUAUGUUUGGAUUUGAUGAACAAUCCUGUGUCUACAAAGUGUGACCAUCAGUUUUGCAAGUUUUGUAUGACAAAGCUGUUGGACUGUACAAAGAGAAAGGAAGCCAAUUGUCCGAUUUGCCAGACCAAGAUCUCUAAAAGGAGUUUACAGGAGAGUCCUGGUUUUCAGAGACUAGUCGAGGGAUUGCAGAAUAUGAUUCAGGCCUUUGAACAUGACAGCAGCACAAACUACUUCACUGGGAUGUGUCAGCAAAGAAGACAAACAGGUGUCAUAGGGGUUGAGUCAAAGACCUGCAAUGGUGACAAAGUGUCAUCAAUUGACACGUCUAACACUGAUCUUACUGGGGAGAAAGAUAGAGAACAAAAUGAUCUGCCAACAUCCUUAACCUCAACUCUAGCAGCCAAGGAUGGCUUUGCAAACCUUAUGGGUCUUGAGGAUUCCUGCCCGUUCGUCUCGGACAAUGAGGGGUUUGACAGUAGACCUGGUGAGGCUCCCACAACAACCGAAAAAGAAAUAGACUUUAAAGCGUGUAGCUCACACACUGAGGGGCAAGAACCAGCAAGGGACACAGACGUAUCUCAUAUUGUGGAACAAUCCACAUCCAGAAGUCGAGGGAGUAAGAGAAUCACUGAGUCUGCAAAUCCUUCUUGCCAGCUGGUUUUAAUUCCUGAAGUCGGAGAAAACCAGAACGUACGGAGAUCUUUAAGAAACCGCAAAAAAGAGACAUCGACCCCUGAAAAAAUUAUUGAUUUGAGACAGAAGAAAAGUCUUGAGAAAGUCUCAGAAUGGCUCAUGAAAAACUCCCCACUUGAAGAAAACUCAGAGGUUGAAAAUGUCACUUGUGCUUCCGAGGACUCUGCCUCAGUAGCAGGAGAUUUUUCCGCGACAACAAUCUUUCCAGGCAACCUUGAAAUGAUGGAAGGGGGUCUUAAGAGGGAGGAGCGUAUGAAGGGCCUUGAAGAGCAGGUAUUUGGGGCAGUUUACAGACGGGAGCGAAGGGGAGUCUUGGGCUUCUCUCCUCAGAACAGAGGGGUUAGACACACACCAGCCUCUCAACUUGGUGUGGAAGCCCAAACUUCAAACACAGUCCCCAAAAGGCAAAUGAGCAGGAAUCUAAAACCCACUGAUAUUGUCAAAAGACUUCUCUCUGAGGAGAAACACGAAGGUGUUUUUAAUGAUCAACCAGAAGAAAAAGAAAAACCUGACAUUUUUAAAGAAAGUGAGAAGCCUCACAGAAAGUCAAUUGACCUCAAUCAGGAACUGGGUUCCAGCAGCACUGACAGACUUGGAAACAGCUUAACAGAGUUGCCAGUAGAGAUCAACAAUGAGGUUGAAGGUCAACACGAACACGUUCCUGUGUUUGAUGUUUUGCGACAGCAUGGAAAGAGGAUCUCAAGGAGAAAGAUGUCUGAUACCUGGCAGAAUGUUGAUGGUGAUUUGCAAGCGCAAGCCAAGACAAAGUUGGAAAUGAGUGAGAAAAAGAAAAUGGCCAAGAAGAAAUAUGAGGCAGAUACGGACAAGUCAGUCAAAAUCCCCAAACCCCUAGUGCUAGUUGGUGUUGGGGAGAAUGAUUGCAAUCCGAUUGAGAUCCCCAAGCCUGGACCAAGAGUAGCAGAAACAGCUGUUCACAUUGAGAAUUACCCUAGCAGUGAAGAGAUUGGAAGUCCAAACAUGAGGCAAACCAGAAGGAGCAAGAGGCUUCAACACUUCACAGAGGAAGUCCAAGGCAGUCACAAGAAACCUUGCACUGGAAAAAACAUGAUCCGUCAUGUCGAUAUAGGUGCAGCUGACACUGAACAUGCGUUAUCUUCACAGUCCAUCAAGAGGAAUGGAUGUGUGUUUGAUGAGGACAUGGGUGGAAUUGAAAACAUGGAUUCUAAGUAUACUGAAAUGACAAUGGAAAAAACAAACACUGUUGAGCAUAUAACUUUUUCAGGGAUUCCUUGUGAAGCUAAUGCUACUUGUUCAGAGGCUAUGGUACCUUGUUCAAGUUCACCUAAAACAAAUAUGCCAGGCCUCAAGGCUGUUGACCACAAUAAUUCAGUAAUAGAACAAUCAAAUGAAGAGGCAUCCGCAAGUGAGGCCAGAUGUGUUGAGAUGGAGAAGGAAGAGGAGGACAUAAAUGAUAGUGAACUGGACACCGAACAACUGGUAAAAAGCUUCAAAGCAAUCAAAAGAAAAUCGUUCCGCCUUGGUAGUCCAACGGUGAAAAAAAGUUAUCAGAAAUCAGACAUGGAUGAACAAAAUGGCACAAAAUCUAAAGAGAACAGCUUAGUAGGUAGUGGGUUAGAAGUAGACGUUCCCAAUACCAAGGAAUGCUCUGUAGUGCAAAAACAAUUGGGAGCAAGGAUAGAACUGGAAAAUUCAUUCUGCAGUGAUUUGAUCCCCCCUUCAAAUUCACCUCACCAUAUUCUACAAAAACCUACAUUGAGGAGGCAUAGAGGACUGACAAAGUGUAUAGAUAAUAGACCGUCUAUAGAAGUGGAGGAAUCAUCAAACCAAAGCGCCAAUGUGGUGACACAGGAAAAUAUACUGAGCCUACAUCCAGGAAAUACUGUUAGUAGUCUUCUCAGCACCAAUAAAGUUGCAAAGAGUCAACUGCCAAGUCCGCAUCUGGUAAAUUCUGGACCCCUGUUUCCAGUAUUCGGUGCCUCUGAGGAAGAUUCACCAGCCCAGACCCUUGGAUCCCCAAAGCAAUCUACUGAGAAUCAGGAGCAACAUCAGCUGCACUGUAGUUUGAAGAAAAGUCUGGAGAGAAGCCAGAAUCCCAAAUCAGAGACCACAGUAGAGCAGCAGAAAUGCCUAUACAAUACGAAUGGUAACAUGGCCAAUUCAGAGGCCUCCUUGACUCCAGACGGCCUAAUGCCGCAAAUCAGCCAAACUGUGGCCAGCCAAGCUGGAGAGAGCGGCAAAGGUAGUAGCGAGGCCAGUCUGCAUAUUCCAAUCAAGAGCAACCCCAAGCAGAGGAGGAGAAAAACUCAGAGACUUCAGUCUUCAGAAUCUGACUGCAGCAAUGAGGAAGAGCUACCUUCCCUAGCACAAAUAUUCAGACGCUCUCCUUAUUCACCUGAGGACCAGGCAUGUGCUAGUGUUGUAAAAGAAUGUUCUGGCUUGUCCAGUGGCCAAGUAAAGGACCAGAAAACCCCCACCAAGGCUGCCAGGGUUGAAGUAACCCAUGCUGCAGGCGGACUGGCAGAACUAGAUGACGUCCCUCCUGCCGGUGGAAGUUCUGAGUGGGUUAACUCAAGCCAAGCUUCGGAUGAUCUGUUUGGAACACCAGAUGAAUGUUCAGUUGCUGUAAGCGAUACUGGCUUGUCAAUGGAAUCGUCACAAUUUUCUAGUGAAAUUAUUGCCACACAACAAAGGAUUGCAAUGCAGGAGGAGUUGAAGAGGCUGGAGAAGAUGAUGGCUCUUGUUUCUGAAGCCCUCCAAGAGAAGGAGACUGGUCCAAAUCCCCAACUACAACCCCAAACUGACAGCCUAGCAGGCCCAAACCUCCAUAUGAACCUGCCUUGUGGCAAGGAGAUUUGUUCCAGGGAAUGUGCCACAGACAGGGAGGAAGACACUGCCUCGAUGCCUCAUGGCUCUGGAGCCUCUGAAGGCCUGGGGCCCACUCAGCCUGGCCCCACCAAGUAUGAGGGGACCGGAGGGAUGGCAGGGCGGCGCUGCAGACAGUCACAGUCAGGCCGGAGUCUAAGAAGCAUUCAUGCAAAUGAGAUCCCCACUCCAGUGGGCCCAGGAGGGAAACCAGGAGAGCAGACGACAAACACAUCUAGCAUUUCACUAUCACAAAGUCGAGAGUCAAAGGAGAACCGUGAAGAUGCCCCCUCCAUGGAUACAAGCUCAACACACCGUCUCCAGAGCGACCAUGCCAGGGUCACGCUGGUACUCGUGCCAUCAGGGCUUGGCGUAAAUGAACAGACAAUGCUGAAGAAGUUUGCCAAGAGAAUUGGUGGUCGUGUGUGUUCACAGGUGACAGCUGAAACCACCCACGUUAUAAUGAACACAGAUGAACAACUGGUGUGUGAGCGCACGCUGAAAUACUUCCUGGGUAUUGCAGGAAGAAAGUGGGUGGUGAGCUUCCACUGGAUUUCUGAGUGCUUUAAACAAGAAAAACUCUUAUGUGAGGUGGUGCAACAGGCAGCCCACCUAGUCAGCACCAACCUGGUGAUGGUCAAGGCCAAACCAGAGAUGACGCCUUACGAGGUGCGAGGAGAUGUGGUUAAUGGCCACAAUCAUCAGGGGCCUACGAGAUCCCGAGUCACAGGGGACAGCCAUCUUCUUAUGAAAGACUAUGAAAUCUACCUCCAAGGGCCUUUCACUGAUAUGACCACAGGUCAAAUGGAGUGGAUGGUGGAACUAUGUGGAGCGAGAGUAGUGAAGGACCCCCUCCUUUUCACGGAUAAGUGGAAGUCCCAUCAAGUAGUUAUUGUACAGCCUGGUUCAGACUUAUCAGAAGCGAUGAGCUACAAAGCCCUCCAGAGAAAUGCUACCGUGGUGACCCGUGGUUGGCUACUUGAUACCGUGGCGACCUACACCAUCCAGAGCUUUGAAAACUACAAAACAUAAUCCUUAGCCUUCCCUCUAAGCUGUGGGCCUUGUACACCUUGCCAACUUUGUGUGACCUGGGAGACUUUCUACUUCCUCCCAGCCAGGUCUGUGGUCAGGCCUGAAUUUCUCCCCUGGACUAUGUCUUCUCGGACUUCAAAAUAAAGGCCAUCUCCUCACAUUAAAACGCCUCCUAUGGGUUCCAGUCACACCUUGUCUGUUAUUGAAGACGGACCCUUUGCGCUCUCUCUGCUCCCUCUAGCCUGUAUCCAGUUUCAUUUCUCUACCAACAUGCAUGUUCAAACCCCUCACUACUAAGCGCAAUUGCAGCACUUUAAUCUUUCUUAUUUACCCCCCCCCCUUUCUCUUAUUGACUUACCUUCUUGAAGUUACUUUUUAUAUUUGUAAUGUGAUUAAAAUGUGUGCUGUACCUAAGUAUUAGAAUUUCUGGAAAAAGUAUUCAGUGGUCUGAUUUCAUUCAGGAAACUGAUGACCCAAAGAAAGGUAUGUUUGCAUUAGUUAUGAUGCAGACAUGCAUGUGCACACUCACACACCAAUACAUUUAUGCAUGCUGUCUACACUAAGAAUUCAAUCAGAAGACACAGAGAACAAGUUUCUCCUUCUUACUUGUCUCAUAUAUUUAUGUAGUCUUGUGUAAUAUUCAUACGUGUAUUUUUGUCUGACACAGAUUUGUUUAAAGGACACAAUGAUGGAA